CGGCGGUAUGUUGCAAUGAGAAGACCUUUUUGUGUGUUGUCAACGUAUAUAACACAUCUCUGCCGCAGUUUCUUUCUUUGGAAUAAUGUCGGCUGAAUACGAUAAUAGAGACAAUGGCCCGGAAGGCAUGGAGCCAGAUGGGAUCAUUGAGAGCAACUGGACUGAGAUCACUGACAGUUUUGAUGAGAUGAACUUGCGCGAGGCUCUGCUAAGGGGAAUUUAUGCCUAUGGUUUUGAGAAGCCCUCUGCUAUCCAGCAGAGAGCUAUUAUGCCUUGUAUCAAGGGCUACGAUGUGAUUGCUCAGGCCCAGUCUGGCACUGGGAAGACUGCCACCUUUGCCAUCUCCAUCCUUCAGCAGAUUGAUGUGGAGAUGAAAGCCACUCAGGCUCUGGUCCUGGCUCCCACCAGGGAGCUGGCUCAGCAGAUCCAGAAGGUGGUGCUGGCCCUGGGUGACUACAUGGGAGCCAAUUGCUACGCCUGCAUCGGAGGGACCAGCAUUCGCAGUGAAGUCCAGAAACUGCAGGCUGAAUCCCCUCACAUUGUGGUGGGAACCCCCGGCCGCGUCUUCGACAUGUUAAAUCGCAAAAACCUCUCUUCUAAGCACAUCAAAAUGUUUGUGCUGGACGAGGCUGACGAGAUGCUUAGUCGAGGGUUCAAGGACCAGAUCUAUGAGAUUUUCCAGAAACUGGCUAGCAGCACACAGGUUGUCCUUCUGUCAGCCACCAUGCCAGCUGACGUGUUGGAGGUAACAAAGAAGUUCAUGCGUGAACCCGUCAGAAUCCUGGUAAAGAAGGAGGAGCUGACCCUCGAGGGUAUUCGUCAGUUCUACAUCAAUGUUGAGAAAGAGGAGUGGAAGCUGGACACGCUGUGUGACCUGUACGAAACCCUGACCAUCACACAAGCGGUCAUCUUCAUCAACACGAGGAGGAAAGUGGACUGGCUGACUGAGAAGAUGCACGCCAGAGACUUCACCGUCUCUGCUCUGCACGGUGACAUGGACCAGAAAGAGAGAGACUUGAUCAUGAGGGAGUUCCGCUCUGGCUCCAGUCGAGUCCUCAUCACCACUGACCUGUUGGCCAGAGGUAUUGAUGUCCAGCAGGUGUCUCUAGUCAUCAACUACGACCUGCCGACCAAUAGGGAAAACUACAUCCACAGGAUUGGUCGGGGUGGUCGUUUCGGCAGAAAGGGAGUAGCCAUCAACAUGGUUACCGAGGAUGACAAGCGAACCCUGAGGGACAUUGAGACAUUCUACAACACCACCGUCGAGGAGAUGCCCAUGAAUGUGGCCGAUCUUAUCUAGAAGCUGUUGUCCACCCCUCCCCCACACACACACACACUUAUUUUACCAGUCAAAUCUUGUUUCUUAUACGAUCUGAAUUCUAAGAUCUUUCUUUUGCUAAAUUCCGCAAUGACUUUACCCUCUACAUUCUAAGGGAAGGAAGAAUGUGGCCAUUAUUCCUUCCUAACCUUUGAAAUAGUUUUUUGGCCGUUUUUUUUUUUUUUUUUUUUUUUUGGAAGGAUGAAUUACUGACCUGUUUCAUCUGCUUGCCAUAGUCCCUUAGCCCAUUAUUGGCACCUAAAUUCAUCCUGCAGCUAAUCCCUCCUCUAACUCUUCCAGCAUUAAUUAGAACAUUUUGUUUUGCAAACGGAGGACUUAACAUCGAACAAGUGAGUUUGUAACUGGAUCCCACACUUGCAAUUCAUAACCAUGUUUUGCAAAAGCGCAUACAUGAAAUAAAAACCCCAGUUGAUGUUUUUGAAAGGAUUCUAGCUCACUGUAAGCAAACGCUUGACAUUAAAUUAAUAGCUUAACAUUACAUUUAAAAACUGGUCUCAAUUGAUAAACAAGCAUGACGCUGACUCAAAGAUCAGCGACGCGUUUGUGGAACGCGUCAGAUUUUUGCACCUGCACGCCGUCGGCAGGUGGCGCACACGCUCUGUGACCGACCCGCGAGUGGUUUAGACUGCAGUUCAGUUUGGACUCAAACACCGCAAUGAUCUAUGGGAAGUGCUGCAUUUGACCAGAUCAGUAUUUAAACAACCUUCAGUGUACUGGAAACAGCCUUUAACUCACAUCCAUGAUCAUGUUAAAGAGGUUUUGGGGUCUAGAGUACACAGGGCAUAUUCAAUAAAAAGACCUAUAUAGUAAAAUCCAUCAUGAAUGAGUUGUUUACCGUUUUGAUCCUUUCCUGCUGUUUUCAUAUAUAUAUAUAUUUUUUAAUUGCUAUUGUACAUACUGCUUGGCUGUACAGUCGUUUGUGCAGUAGCUUCAGUUGAAGACUGACUGGUGGCCAACAGACGUUUGGAGGCAAUAAACGGUGAGUGCUGUGGAGACGUUGCCUCUGGACACUGACGUCCUGGUGGGAAUUUUUUUUUUUUUUUUUUCAUCUCUACAUUGUUCAUUUAGAUUUUUAUUUUUAAACAAAUUGGAUUUUUGAUAAGGUGGCGGUGUCUUUUUGUAACCUACCUCGCCAAAAUGUUUGGAGGGAGGGAGGGGUGGGCCCUUCUGAAAUGGAAAGGACCAAAUUGCAGAUGAAGUAUAUAUAGAUUCCAACCCCCACCCCUCCCCUCCUCUCUUCACUCUUCUAAGUGCUCUCAUUAAAAUGCCUGUCAUCAUGGGGUUUGGUGUGUAGGAGAAACGUCAUGUUUUGCGGUGUAUUAGUCAGUGCCAUUUUUUUAAAAAUGAAUUUACGGAAUUGUUAACAUUUUUUGGAGACAACCCGUAUCAAGUUUUUCUACAUUGGAUUCUGUAUAGUAUUUAUUUUAAUGGUCUUUAAAAAAAAAUAAAGGUUUCUCCUAUAA
Messenger RNA from Perca flavescens (yellow perch), 2802 nucleotides. RefSeq names its product eukaryotic translation initiation factor 4A1A (gene eif4a1a). Gene Ontology annotation, molecular function: ATP binding; RNA helicase activity; nucleic acid binding. The record is from RefSeq and is a predicted model, not a curated record. The transcript is spliced from 11 exons. Bases 86 to 1300 code for a protein of 404 amino acids. Lineage: Eukaryota; Metazoa; Chordata; Actinopteri; Perciformes; Percidae.